This is a messenger RNA of Abrus precatorius (Indian licorice), 1125 nucleotides long. RefSeq lists its product as uncharacterized. The record is from RefSeq and is a predicted model, not a curated record. NCBI's taxonomy places the organism in Eukaryota, Viridiplantae, Streptophyta, Magnoliopsida, Fabales, Fabaceae. The transcript has 3 exons. Bases 1 to 1125 code for a protein of 374 amino acids.
AUGCAGAAGCUCAAAGUGCUACUUGUGCUAUGCCUCUCAAUCUCAACCUGCCACGUUGCUUUCUCCUUCACAGAUGGGUUGUUGCCGAAUGGGAACUUCGAGCGAGGCCCAAGCCCAUCAGAAUUGAAUGGGUCGGUAGUGACAAAGGCAGAUGCAAUUCCGAAUUGGAUAACUUCGGGCUUUGUGGAAUACAUAAAAUCAGGGCAGAAACAGGGGAACAUGCUUUUAGUUGUGCCGGAAGGUGACUAUGCAGUAAGGCUGGGUAACGAAGCUUCAAUUAAGCAAAAGGUGAAGCUGAUCAAGGGCUAUUUCUACUCCAUCACGCUCAGUGCAGCUCGCACGUGUGCCCAAGAAGAGAAGCUUAACGUGUCAGUGGUGCCAAACAAUGAAAAGAGAGACUGGGGAAUCAUACCUAUUCAAACUAUGUAUGGUAGCAACGGUUGGGAAUCAUUCACUUGUGGGUUCCGAGCAGAUUACCCAGCAGGAGAAAUUGUGAUCCACAACCCUGGCAAAGAAGAGGAUCCAGCUUGCGGGCCUCUUAUUGAUUCUGUUGCCCUCAAGGUUUUGAACCCACCCAGAAGAACCAGAGCCAAUUUGCUGAAAAAUGGAAACUUUGAAGAAGGGCCAUAUUUGUUUCCCAAUUCGUCAUGGGGGGCUUUGAUCCCACCCCACGUUGAGGAUGCUCACGGUCCUUUGCCAGGGUGGAUAGUUGAGUCUCUGAAGGCAGUGAAGUAUAUUGAUUCUGAUCACUUCGCUGUGCCUGAGGGAAAAAGAGCCAUUGAACUUGUUGCUGGGAAAGAGAGCGCCCUUGCACAAAUUGUCAUCACUCAGGUUGACAAGGUUUAUGACCUCACUUUCACUGUGGGCGAUGCCAACAAUGCAUGUGAAGGUUCCAUGGUCGUUGAAGCCUUUGCUGGCAAAGAAACCAUCCAAGUUCCUUAUCAAUCUAAGGGUAAAGGAGGGUUUAUUAGAGCCAAGCUUCGCUUCAAGGCCGUCUUGCCACGUACUCGUAUUCGGUUCCUAAGCACAUUUUACACUAUGAAGAGUGAUAACUCUGGUUCGCUUUGUGGACCCGUCAUAGAUGAUAUAAAAUUGCUUAGUGUUCGUUAUCCCACACAUGCUUGA